Ilyonectria robusta is the source of this 1617-nucleotide messenger RNA. RefSeq names its product amidase signature domain-containing protein. The coding region runs from base 1 to 1617 and encodes 538 amino acids. The transcript has 6 exons. NCBI's taxonomy places the organism in Eukaryota, Fungi, Ascomycota, Sordariomycetes, Hypocreales, Nectriaceae. The record is from RefSeq and is a predicted model, not a curated record.
AUGGCUUCUGUAGACUGGCAGAAACUCAUCGAGGCCAAACUGGCAGAUCGUGAUUCGCGAAUCCGUCCGGAAUGGCGUCUUGACGAGCGAAUCACCAUGCAAGUCAACCACCAUUCGACCUUGAGCGCUUUUGAUCUUUUAGAUCAAACUACCUUUUUUACAGAGAGGGAGCGUGAGAUUACUGAGAAACACGAUGCAUCAACCCUUAUCCAAAUGAUGGCCACUGGCGCUAUCUCGUCGGUAGAGGUGACCACGGCGCUUUGCAAGCGGGCUGCUAUCGCACAGCAACUAACAAAUUGCUUGACGGAAAUUUUCUUUGACAACGCAUUACAACGAGCACAUGAGUGCGAUGAAUUCCUUGCGCGGGAGGGGAGGCCCAUGGGUCCACUCCAUGGAAUGCCGAUCAGCAUCAAGGAUACGCUCAUGGUUAAAGGCGAAGCCGCUACUUUGGGAUUUGUAUCUUAUCUGGUCAAGCCAGUGGCCGACGAGAAUUCUGUCUUAGUCAAUAUGUUGCUCGAGGCCGGAGCGGUGCUGUACUGCAAGACUAAUGUUCCCCAGACUCUUUUCAUGACCGAAGGCAUGAAUAAUGUGUUUGGUUAUACGAUGAAUCCUCACAAGCUGUGCCUUACUCCAGGAGGGAGCAGUUCGGGAGAAGGUGCCUUGGUGGGCUUCAGAGGAUCAUUGCUUGGUGUCGGUAGUGACAUUGGUGGCUCCAUUCGACUCCCGUCCAUCUGGUGCGGUGCCUUUGGGUUCAAGCCUACGGCUAAUCGCAUACCAUACAGCGGCCAGCAAGACCUGAUUCCGAAAGGAUCGCCUGGUGUAACUCCAGCUCUUGGACCGCACGCACAGAGCGCCAAGGACCUCACCCUUUUUUCAAAGACGAUCAUCCAAGCCCAGCCUUGGAAACGCGAUCCGGCGGCGCUUUGUAUCCCAUGGAGAGACAUUCCGACAAAGGACAAACUCAACAUCGGGGUUUGGGUUACUAAUCCCGACCUCCCAGUAUCUCUGCAAGUGACCCGAACUCUGCAUACUGCUGUGGCGGAUCUUGAAGCGGCUGGCCAUCAGAUAACGCCUAUUGAAUUUCCUUUAUCUCUGAUGCAAGUUGCCAAGACUUUCUUAAAAUCGACAAAACUUGACCCCAAUAACUCGAUAUUUAAACUCCUCGCAGAUGGCGGGGAGCAGCCGCUUCCUGCACUACUGAACACCGCUGCAAGUGUACCAACUGAACAACGCGAAUACACCCUGAAAGAUGUGUGGGACUUUAAUCGCGAACGAGACGAUUACCGAAAAGUUUGGCAUAAGGUAUGGGCAGAGAGUAACAUCGACGUUUUGCUAUGUCCUGCGGCUCGUUUUCCAGCUGUGGCUCACGGAAAAGUUGGGGCCCCAUGGCAUACGAUGGUUUGGAAUCUGCUGGAUUGCCCGGCAUCUGUGAUCCCGUUCUUGACGGCAGACAACGCCACUGACCCACAGAUCAUUGAGGGGUAUGAUCCGGAACUUUCGCAGGGAGCUCCAUGUGGCCUACAAGUUGUUGGAUGGACAGGUCAAGAUGAGGAGGUGUUGAUGGCAACAGAAGUGAUUUCUGAAGCGCUGGAAUCAGGAAGCGCGGCUCAUUUAUAG